Molecule: messenger RNA, 1588 nt
Organism: Papaver somniferum (opium poppy)
Lineage: Eukaryota; Viridiplantae; Streptophyta; Magnoliopsida; Ranunculales; Papaveraceae
Product: eukaryotic initiation factor 4A-3-like
Exons: 7
Coding region: 55-1287 (410 amino acids)
Cellular component (GO): catalytic step 2 spliceosome; nucleolus
Molecular function (GO): RNA helicase activity; ATP binding; mRNA binding
Source: RefSeq, a predicted model, not a curated record
UUAUUCUUCUUCUUUCUUUCUUUCUCUCUCUCUCUCUCUCUCUUUCGCAGAGCCAUGGCAACAACUUCAGAAGCACCGAGAAACCCUAGAAGGAACAACGCUGGAGGAGGAAUAGAUGAUGAUAAAUUAGUGUUUGAAACAAGUGAUGGAGUACAACCAGUUAGCACCUUCGAUGAAAUGGGUAUUAAGAAUGAUUUACUCCGUGGGAUUUACGAAUACGGAUUUGAAAAACCAUCUGCUAUUCAACAAAGAGCUGUUAUGCCUAUUAUCCAAGGUCGAGAUGUGAUUGCUCAAGCUCAAUCUGGUACUGGAAAGACUUCUAUGAUUGCUCUAACUGUUUGUCAAAUCGUUGAUACUUCUAAUCAUGAGGUUCAAGCAUUGAUUUUGUCACCAACAAGAGAAUUAGCAACACAAACUGAGAAAGUUAUAUUAGCCAUUGGUGAUCAUAUGAAAAUUCAGGCUCAUGCUUGUAUUGGAGGUCAGAGUGUCGGCGAAGACAUUCGAAAACUAGAGAAUGGAGUUCAUAUUGUAUCUGGUACACCAGGGAGAGUUUGUGAUAUGAUUAAGAGAAGAUCGUUGCGUACUCGAGCCAUCAAAUUAUUAAUACUUGAUGAAUCUGAUGAGAUGUUGAGCAGAGGUUUUAAAGAUCAAAUCUAUGACGUUUACCGAUAUCUUCCACCAGAACUUCAGGUUUGUUUAAUUUCGGCAACACUUCCUCAUGAAAUACUGGAAAUCACUAACAAGUUCAUGACAGAACCUGUGAGGAUCCUUGUAAAACGUGAUGAAUUGACGUUGGAGGGUAUCAAACAAUUUUUUGUUGCUGUUGAGAAGGAAGAAUGGAAGUUUGAUACUUUGUGCGAUCUUUACGAUACUCUGACGAUCACUCAAGCUGUUAUUUUCUGUAACACAAAGAGGAAGGUUGAUUGGUUAACUGAGAAGAUGCGCAGCUAUAACUUCACAGUCUCUUCAAUGCAUGGAGACAUGCCUCAGAGGGAGCGAGAUGCAAUCAUGAAAGAGUUCAGAGACGGGGCCACCCGUGUUCUGAUAACAACAGAUGUAUGGGCUCGUGGGAUUGAUGUUCAACAGGUGUCCUUGGUUAUUAAUUAUGACCUUCCAAACAAUCGUGAACUUUAUAUUCAUCGGAUUGGUCGAUCUGGUCGUUUCGGGCGCAAGGGUGUUGCCAUAAACUUUGUACGAAAUGAUGAUAUCAGGAUUCUCAGAGACAUAGAGCAGUACUACAGUACUCAAAUUGAUGAGAUGCCGAUGAACGUGGCUGAUCUAAUAUAGAUGAUCUGAAUGAUGAUGCCAAGCAAGUGUUCUGGAAUGAACUUUUACUUGUUGAUUUUUGCAAAAUAGCUGCAACUACUGUAAAUGCAAAUGCAAAUGCAAAUGAUUUGCAGAUUUCCGCUGCUUGGGAAGAAAGAAACAGAACAAGUUUGGAUUGAUUUUUGGGACGUGUUUAUGAGAUUGUUUCAAGUUCUUCUUUUGUAUCAGAUUCUACAUUAACAGGCCAAACCUGGUGUUGGUAUAACUUGCAGUGCUUUUUUGUUUGAUCUAAAUAUUAACCCCUAUUUUUUUCAGGUGUAAA